AUGGAUGCCUUUUUCAUCGAUGUUAGUAAUGAUGGUGGUCUCCAACAUAUAAAAUUCAGUACAACUGCGUCUCCAUGGCCUAUAAUGACACCGGGUAUUAGUCUUGAAGGUAAAUGCGUUAGCAUCUCGUACCAAGCGUUUAAUUGGCAAGUAAUUAUAAAUAUUGCCUUCAAACAAUUCGACGUACUCAUUGGUGCUGAUGUGACUACGCCAAAAUGUCCUUUAUGUUCACAAUAUGUAAAACCAACAACAUGUGACUUCAAUAAUUGUUUAUGGCGAUGGUGA
Messenger RNA from Rotaria sordida, 285 nucleotides. The record is from the annotation of a GenBank genome assembly. NCBI's taxonomy places the organism in Eukaryota, Metazoa, Rotifera, Eurotatoria, Philodinida, Philodinidae.